Molecule: messenger RNA, 724 nt
Organism: Asparagus officinalis (garden asparagus)
Lineage: Eukaryota; Viridiplantae; Streptophyta; Magnoliopsida; Asparagales; Asparagaceae
Exons: 1
Coding region: 273-569 (98 amino acids)
Cellular component (GO): chloroplast
Source: RefSeq, a predicted model, not a curated record
UUGCGUUCAGAUAAGGAGCUUGUGGAUAGCUCGUGCUUCCAACGCCUCUCACUCAGAGGCCAACCGACUGGAGAAUACUGACCACCAGAUAGAAUCAUCAAACAACCAAUCAAAUGGUUCAGGUUUCAUAAGAGAGAGGAAACCAUAAAAAUAUUAUAUGUAGAAUAUCUUGGAGAUAGCUGAAACUAUUUCAACUUAUCGCAAACGCAACGCCACAAAACCAAAGGGAAGUGAGAGAGAGAGAGAGAGAGAGAGAGAGAGCAGAGAGGGAGAUGGCUUCAUUGAACAUGGCAUUCGGAAUGGCAGCAGCUAAAAGCAGAGUGUUUAUAACAAAGGCAACAAAGAGCAGCAGCAGCAGCAGCAGUACUGUGGUGGUGGAGGAGAAAGGGCCCCUUGACUGGAUACUGGGAGCCCUACAGAAAGAGGAUCAGCUCCUCGAAACUGAUCCUAUCCUCAACAAGGUAGAAGAGAAGGCCUCGACGGUUGGCUCCAGAAAGUCCACAACAUCAGUUUCUGUUCCCAGCAAGAAGAAAUCAGGUGGCUUCGGCGGGCUCUUUGCCAAGAACUAGAAUCUCACUGUGUCUGUCGACACUCCUUUUCUUUAACUUGUUAAACUGGCAAAAUGCUUCCUUCGUAUGAGCUGUAAUGUCUAAUACCUGUUGAUGCUACUUCAUUCUGUACUGUCAUUUAGUCGAGCUGUAUGAAUUGAUUUGUCUUUGAAGCA